Periconia digitata is the source of this 1018-nucleotide messenger RNA. NCBI's taxonomy places the organism in Eukaryota, Fungi, Ascomycota, Dothideomycetes, Pleosporales, Periconiaceae. The record is from the annotation of a GenBank genome assembly.
UUCUAUCCCAAUGGCUUCAACAACACGGCGACUGGCGUUCAGCGCACGACGCUGUUCGUCCAAGCUGUAUGUUCAAACCGCUCAACCGCGAUUCUCUCCAUUAUGGCAACGGCCCCUUUCAACAAGCUCCUCACGUCGCGCGGACGAAACGCCCGCUAAAGACGGCAUAACCACUCCCGAGCUCGCAGACCUCAUUGAUGAUAUGUACGGCGUUCAGGAACAAGUUCGUAGUAAAAGUGGCCCUACAUGGCAAUCCAUCGACCCCAAUGGAAUCGAUCAGGCAGCUUUGCAAGAGCAAGGCAAGGAUGGAUUCUGGUCCGAAGGAGAAGAAGAGUUGGGGCCGGAUGAAGAUUACUACGCAGACGACAUAACAAGUGAUGGACAUCAGUUACUAGAGCAGCACCGAGAGCUGAGGGAGUAUGCUCGGAUGAUUGCUUGGGAGUUACCACUCUUGAACCAUCUUGCCCGUCCUUUUGAAGUGCCCACACAAGCCACUCCUUUCCGAUUCCGCUACACGUCCUACCUCGGCGAGCGCCACCCGGCUGUGAAUAAGGUGGUAGUGGAAUUUUGCGCCAAGGAUAUGAAACUCUCUCCUAUACAGACGGAUAAACUCAUUAAACUCGCCGGCGUUCGCUACAACCCUUCCAACGACACAAUCAAGCUAUCCUGCGAGAAAUUUGACACUCAAGCGCAAAACAAGCGCUUCCUCGGCGAGACCAUCUCGAAGCUAUUGACCGAGGCCAAAGACGGGUCGGACACAUUCGCCGAUGUGCCGUUCGACUUUCGACACCACAAGCCAAAGCCCGUGUAUGAAUUCCCGGAGAGUUGGAUAUUGACACCGGAACGCAAGAAGUACUUGGAAGAAAAGAGAUCAGCGAGUGUGUUGAAGGAAGAGGAGAGGAAGUUUACCGGGGCCCUGAUCGAUGGAAACAAGGUUGUUGAAUCGAACUUGCCGCGCAACGAACCUGAGCCGGUGCCUGUGAUGAUCGGUGGGCGAAGAGGAAAAGCGCUCAGAUAG